AUGGCUGACAGCGCGGAGCCCGCGGCUCCGGACGCCGGUCCCGCCGCGGCUCCGGACGCGGGUCUCGCCGCGGCCCCUCCGGACUCGCCGGUGCCGGAGCGGCGGGCGGGCGGCUCCCCUGGCGCGGGUGCGGCCAUGCCGCGGCUGCCGCUGGGCGGCCAGGGCGGGGCGGCGGGAAUGUCGCUGCCGCGGCUGGAGAAGCCGAUCAAGCAGGCCUUCUACAACACCGGGGCGCUGCUGUUUGCGGGGCUGUGUUGCGGCGCCGCCGUCCUCGUGUACUUCAUCCUGGAGGCGUUCCUGCGGCCGCUGCUCUGGGCCGUGCUCUGCGGAACCUUCCUGCACCCCUUCAAGACCUCGCUGACGGCGCUGGGGCGGCGCUGGCUGGGCCGCCUGCACCGCUCCCGCACCCCGGUGCUGCUGGCCGCCCUCCUGCUGCCCAUCUGCUUCGCCAACUACGGCGUGGAGGCGCUGGGCGAGCAGGUGCUGCGGCGGCGGCGGCUCCUGCUGCUGCUGGGCGCCGGGGGCCCGCUGCUCUACGGGCUCUACUGCCUGGGCAGCUCGCUGGGCGUGCAGGUGCUGCUGGCACAGGCCGCCCGCAUCAUCUGCCAGGGGCUCGACUACUUCAGCAGCCAGUGGAUAUGGACACUGGUAGUUGGUUACCUGCUGAUGGUUUCAUUCAAGUGGAAUAUAAGCACUGAACGUUACUUAAAAGCAAUCUCUGUUCCUGUCUGGAUUAUGCUGCUCUUUCACUUAGCUUCUGUGGCAGGUUCCUGGAGAAUUCCUGUAUUUCUGGUUAUAGUUGUUCUGAUGACAGUAGGCAUGUUGCAUGAACAGCAGAAUGGAAAGGAGUCUUCUGGGGCAGAGCUUCCUGGUCAGAUGAUUUCCAUUGCUGCUUCAACAAUUGCCAUGGCAAUUUCAAUGACAGAAGAUGAGUCCAAUAAUGAACAUUCCUCCCAACCCUCAGGAUCAACAGCAGAAAGUGAUCAGCCUCCACCUCCACGAGCUUCAUCAUCUUUCGGCACCUCCUCUUCAUCAUCUUCUGGGAACAGACAAAGAACUGAGAUUGGAUCUUUUCUUAGGAAAAAGAAAACUAGUGAUAUUUACUUUGUUACUCUUGUGUGGGCCAUUGUCAUUGUUCAGAUCUGGCUAAAUUUUUGGAUUGUGCAGCUGUUGCCAGUGCCAUUUGCAGUUUGGGCACUUAAAAAAUUCGUGGUUCAUUUUGGAGUUUUGAACUUCAUGGCAAAGCACUGCAAAAGUUGGUGGCAACUAGUGGAAAGUUUUGUGAAGGAACGUCAGGAAGCUCUUGCUCCACGGCCCAUCAGAGGACUUGGAAGUGUUAUGCUAAAGCUUGACAGUAAGCUGUGGCACUGGCUUAAUAAGAAGAUUAUCGUGUGGCUGGAGAAAAUGCUAGAUAAAAUAAUCAGCAUUUUCAUAAUAUUUGUGCUGGUGAUAGGAACCCUUCUGCUAGCUCUUCUCCUUACUGCAAAGGUACAUCAAGAGAGUGUUCACAUGAUUCAAGUCACAAGCAGCUUGAUCAAUGAGACAGUAGCCAGUCACCCAGAGUGGGCAAACUGGCUCCCAGAAGCCCAGGUCAUUCAGAAGGCACUCAAUUCUGCAGCCAACAAUGUAUACCAGUAUGGCCGAGAAUGGAUCACACACAAGCUCCAUAAGAUUUUAGGAGAAAAGGUAAAUAACACUGCUGUGAUUGAAAAACAAGUGCUGGAGCUCUGGGAUAGGCUUUAUCACUCUUGGUUUGUGAAGAAUGUAACACAUUCUGGAAGACACAAAGGACACAAGUGGCACAUAAACCGUCAGAACAGCUGGCUUGGAGAUAUUCUGGACUGGCAAGAUGUUGCAUCGUUUGUUCACGAUAACAUCGAAACGUUUCUCUCGAUCCUGGAGUCUCUGUGGAUAGUGAUGAGUCGCAAUGUGAGCCUCUUGUUUACUACGGUUACAGCAUUAGUGACAAUCCUCUUCCACAGUGGGACAGCUCUUCUCAAUUUUGUGCUUUCAGUGGUGAUUUUUCUGACCACGCUGUUCUACCUGUUAAGCUCCAGUGAUGAGUAUUACAAGCCAGUAAAAUGGGUGAUAAGCCUGACACCUUUGUCUCAGCCAGGUCCCUCCUCAAAUAUAGUUGGCCAAUCUGUGGAGGAAGCAAUAAGAGGUGUGUUUGAUGCUUCCCUCAAAAUGGCUGGGUUCUAUGGACUCUACACUUGGCUGACUCACACUAUAUUUGGGAUUAACAUAGUCUUCAUACCAUCUGCAUUAGCAGCAAUCCUUGGAGCAGUGCCAUUUCUGGGGACAUACUGGGCAGCAGUCCCUGCAGUCCUAGAUUUGUGGCUUGUGCAAGGACAGGGAUGCAAAGCCCUUCUGCUCUUGGUUUUUCACCUCUUGCCAACCUAUUUUGUAGAUACAGCAAUUUAUUCAGAUAUAUCAGGAGGGGGUCACCCUUACCUGACAGGCCUUGCAGUAGCUGGUGGAGCAUAUUACCUGGGACUGGAAGGGGCCAUCAUAGGACCAAUUCUCCUUUGUAUACUUGUGGUUGCUUCCAAUAUAUAUAGUGCCAUGUUGGUGAGUCCAACGAAUUCUGUGCCCACUCCAUCACAGGCAGCGUGGCCAUUACAGAUUUACCGGUCACCUAGAGAGAGCCCCGAGGAGGUGAAAAUGUCUGCAGAGUGAGGGAGGUGCUGGGCUGUACCUCUGCAACAGGAGGGAAUCGCUGUCUUCUGUCUUGGGUUCACAACAGCCACGGAUGGCCUUCUGUCCCUUCCCAGCUGUGCCUGGGGGCAGCUCACAGGGAAGCAUAGACUGGGUUUUAGGAGAAAGCACUAGAACAUCUGCUGGCCUUACAUUAUUGUGCACUUUGCCUCUUCCAGAGAGAAUGUCUACUUCCCAUGGCUUUGCAUACCAACACACAGUCAGCUGCCUUGUUGAAGACUUUGAAGACCUCUGUCUUAUCAAAAGAAUAGUUAAGAGGACAGGUACAUCCACUGGAGUCGUUAUCUUAUCUGCUGAAAUUACUAACUUGGCUUUUAUUUAUUGGAUUAUUUGUCUUAUUAAACUGUAGUAGCUUUAAAGAAAGCUGUAAUUCCAAAAUAUUUAUUUUUAGGCAAUCUGGUGGCAAAAGAAGGGCAAACCACUCAUUGUGAAAUGAAAGUAUAAUAUAAUAGUUUGCUUCUCCUCAAGGUGUUUCUUUAUAAGCUUCAACCAUCAUCUGUAAUUCAUAAUAACACUUAAAUAUUAUUCACUUACACGCACUGAAAUUUAAUGUUGUUAGAGACUGGUAUUUUAAAAAUCUUCCUGAUAUUUAUAGAAAUGCAAACUGUUAAAUGUGAGUUUUCCUCUUACUGACAUAGGAAGACUUGUUUAAAUAGUUGAAAUCUUGCCCCCAUUUUCAGCAAAAUCUGAUAAUAUUUUGCUGUUUAUCCACCCUCCCAGUGGAGUCAUCUUGUCAACUAAAUUUAAUCAAAGGCCUUAAGUGUUUUCAGACAGUAGUAAUGUAGAAUGGUCACAUCUCCUUCCAGUAACUGGAAGAAGUUUCAUGGGGAUUGUUUAAUGUUGGUUUUCAAAUGCUGUGGCUGAGUUCCAUUCACUUUUUAAACAAAUUUUACUACCAGAAAAAACGGGGAGAGAGCAUGGAUUUUGGUUUAGCUCAUUUGGGGCUUUUUAACCCUGUAAGCGUCUGGCCACAUAUCUUGCUGAGAUACAGGAUAUAUCUUAAUAUAUUAAGGUGCAUCUUAUUAAUAAGCAAAGAUCCUGAAUAUGUAAUUUUGCUUAAAAUGCAGCUUUGGUGACAUUUAAGGCCUUUUGUAUUGAUUGUCAAAGCAUUUUGACACAAUGGAUCUUUAUAAGUGGAUCCUUUUUGUAAAUGAGAAGUAGGGUUUUGGUAAAUAUUUCAUACUUGCACAGCUUUUCCACAAAUCCAGUGAGGCCCUAGUACAAAGUAGCAGAUGCACUUGCUUAACCAAAGAACCACCAUUCAGUUUCCAGUAACUCAAAUUGAUUUCAGAAUUUGAUUGAUAAUGAGUUGUACAAAAUAUAGGCAUGCCUUGUAUUUAUUUAUUGUUGACAGUAAUUCAAUGCUUGAAACAAAGGGAUCUUAUCCAGGGAUAAGGAUAUCUAAGAUAUGUGCACAAACAGCUUGCAGAUGUUUUACUUGAGUUCUGGAAGUGCUGACAGAUUUGGAAGGUUCUUUCUAUGAUAUUGUAUGUAUUUUUACAUUGUUUUGAAAAAUACAUUGCCAUGGAAGGUGAUUGGAAAGUACUCUGGUACUGAGAAAAGAAGAAAGUCCUGCUGUAGGUUUGCAAUAGAUAGGCUGCCUAACAAGACACAAAUACUCUGCUCCUCAGAUUUUCAAAAUAAGCUGCUGCAAUUUUACUGAUAAAAUUGUAUGUUUUAAAUGAGAGGGGUUAAGUAUGCUGUUUGUGCACACUUGCAGGUAUGUGCUUGAGGGACAGACUUGGGCUCAAUUUAGUAGGGUGACUCAGGUUUAUCAAAACAUGGAAACAUACCAUUUAAUAUUUUAAAUUCUGAAAGAUCUACACAUCAUUAACUGAAUAAGAAGAAUGUGUUGCUUGAAUCAAGUAUCUGUUUCAUCUCCUUGGUUUUGUGGCUCAUGGAAAAAGCUUAAGUGAAAGACAUUUUUAUAAUCGUUGGUGGCUAGGGUGGAGGAUGUGGGGAAACCUCAGGCUUUACUAAAAUACUCCUGCAACUUUCUAACCAGGUGGAAUGAGACCACCGUGAUAUUUAGGCAACUUCUUUAUUGUAUUACUUUUUUUUAGUUCACAGUUUUGCACUGAAUUGUUGUGUUUUUGUUGUAGCUUCUUGUAGACAGUAUUUAAAGCACCUCUUUGCUCACUGGUCAAAACAUGUUUAUUGUCCACAUUUGCUAUCCCAUUUUCUGAGACAAUCUUUCAUACUCCUGUGGUACUCGACUUGGUCAUUUUAAAGAGUCAUUAAAAUGCAUUAUUUUGUUUGGUUUUAA
Molecule: messenger RNA, 4984 nt
Organism: Agelaius phoeniceus (red-winged blackbird)
Lineage: Eukaryota; Metazoa; Chordata; Aves; Passeriformes; Icteridae
Gene: TMEM245
Product: transmembrane protein 245
Source: RefSeq, a predicted model, not a curated record